This is a messenger RNA of Cannabis sativa, 1864 nucleotides long. RefSeq lists its product as uncharacterized. Bases 431 to 1864 code for a protein of 477 amino acids. The record is from RefSeq and is a predicted model, not a curated record. The transcript is spliced from 9 exons. NCBI's taxonomy places the organism in Eukaryota, Viridiplantae, Streptophyta, Magnoliopsida, Rosales, Cannabaceae.
AGGUGACUGUAGUGUCUUAGAUUUUAAGCAAGAGGUUAAUAGUCUUUGUGAAAGAUAUUGGCCAACUUCGUCCUCUAUCACUAAGGAAUCUGUUAGGGAAUGUUUUACCACCAAGAGGUGGGGUGAUUCUGAUGAGGAUGCUGUGAAGUUGGCAGUUUUGUAUUUCGUGGAGUGGUUCUUGCUUAGUGGCACUAAGCAUAAAAAUGUACCCAAGUCUAUUUUAGAUGUUGUAGAUAGUGGGAGGUACAAUGAAUUUGCUUGGGGCCGGAGUUCUUUUGAAUUGACUAUUUCCUCAUUGAAGGGUAAGCUUGAUAGUUGGGUUGAGGGGGUUAGGAAGGCAAAGAGUUCGGGAAAGAGGCCGAGUGUUUUUUACACUUUGAUUGGUUGUCCUCAUGUUCUUCAAGUUUGGUUCUACGAGUGUUGUAAGUACAUGAAAGGUAAGUACUGCCAAAAGGAAAGCUCUCGUAUUCCAAGGAUCACUCAGUGGACAUGCAAUAGUCAACCUACUUUCAAAGUUUUGAAGACUACUAUCUUUGAUGUUUCCAAAGAUAAGCUGCAACUUUCAAAUAUGAGGCCCACGGCUGGUGAGUUCAAAGCUUUGAAACUGAGCAGUUUCAAGUUCGACACCGACUUCAACUCUUACAAGAGUCUUCCUGUCCCCGAAGAGCCAACUGUUGCUCAGAGUGACAUUUCUGUCAAGCUUGAGGCCUUUUCUGAGAAAUUUCAUGGGUUGGAGGUCAAGAUCGAUUCGUUGCAUACUUCCCAACAGAAGAUUUCAUCUGAUUUGGUUGAGUUGAAAGAGUUUGUGUCUGCACAGUUUGUUUCUUUUGGUGCUCAGAUGGCUUCAAUGCAGACACAGUUUUCUACUGUUUUUGCCGAUUCCUAUGCCAAGGAAAAAGGCAGUGACUCUUCCAAUGAUGAUGAUGGAGGUGGUGAUGAAGCAGAUUUUGAUUUAAAUGAAUCUGAAGAAACUGAUGAAAAUGAAGAAGAGAAUGUUAUGGGUGAUGACGAAGGGGAGGGUAGUGAAGGUGAAGAGAAGGAUGAUCAAGCCGAUGAAGAUUCUGACUCAAAAGAAAAAAAUGAUAAUGGCAGUGAUGAUGAUGCCACUGAUAGUGAGGAGAAGAAUUUCGUUGAUUUCAAUGACGGCCCUACUCAAAUAGAUGUUGAGGCUACUGUUCAGUCCGGGGUAAAAGCAGUUGAGCUUAUGAUGUCUUCAGAUGGAAUUGGUGGUGAUCCUUGUAAACAGAUUUCAGUUUCUGAAAAUGUUGAGGUUACGGAUCGUCGUCUUGUUUGUUUUGAGAUGGGUGCAACAGGUCUCAAUGUUGAUUCUAACAUUGAACUUGAAGAUGACCCAAUUCCCGUUGAAGAAACUCCUCUUGUUGACAAGAGGAAAUCUAAGAAACCCAUAGCGCUGACGUCUCCGUUUAUGGAGUAUGACUCUUCCAUUUCUAGUUCUAAAGAUGGUUCUGGUUAUGGAGUUGUUAAGUAUGUGGCUGGGUUGUGUCCUCUCGAUGAUAAGAUUGGUGAAGAUGUAGAACAUAAAGACGAGAUUGAUUUUGACUUGUGGCUUGGUGAAGGACGCCGAUCGAAGAAAGAUCCGCAUGAUAAGGAGAAGGUUUACUUGAAGGGUAAGGAUAAGAUUGUUCCCCCUUUUCGUUUUGGCGUGGAAGAUGUUGCAACCAAGAUGUGGUUCCACAAGCUUGCAUAUCCUGGCCAAUGUUUGACUAAUUCUCAUCUGGACAUCAUUUUUUACUAUCUACGUAAAAAAGGAAAGUAUGCAAAGGAGCCAAAGGUUAAGUUCACAACCACCGAUUGCUUAUUCUUCAAAACCAUUCAUGCUUUGUAUGAAAAAUUUAUUAGGUAG